AUGGCUCGGCCCCUGCUCCUCUCUCUCCUGCUCUUUGCCCAACUGCGGUGGGGGGCCGGCGUCAGCCGAGGGCGGACGGUGCCCCACGAAGAGAAAGGAAGCCCAGGGAAACGGGCUAUUUACAACAGCGUCAAGAGCCCGGAUCCUCUCCCGGCUCCCUGGAGCAGAUCUACUGAGAGCACCAUCUUGGCGCAGAGACUCACUGAAGAGGUGCCCCAAAACGUGGCCUCCUUCCUCUACACUGGAGACUCCCGGGAACUGGGGCGCGCCAACUGCUCCAGGAGGUACGAGUUGGCCAGCUUGGCCGGGAAGUCCCGCCUCAUCGCUCACCCUUCUUUGCACGGUGCCCUGGACACGCUCCUCCACGCCACCAACUUCUUGAGCAUGAUCCUCCAGAGCAAUAAAUCCCGGGAGCAGAACUUGCAGGAGGACAUGGGGUGGUACCAAGCCUUGAUCAGGAGCCUCCUGGAAGGGAACCCCAACAUCUCCAGAGCCGCUAUUACUUUUAAUGUGGAGCCCUUAUCCUCUGCUCCCCAGGUUUUCCUCCAGGCCAGCCGGCAUGAGACCCAGAUCCUGCUGCAGGAUUUGUCCUCCACAGCCCAUCAUUUAGCCAAUGCCUCGAUAGAAACCGAGUGGUUCCACAGCUUGAAGCGCAAGUGGAGGCCACACCUGCACAGGAAGGUCUUAACCCCGGGCCCUAAAACUUUGGCGAGCAGCUGGAAGAAGAGAGACAGCUACACGGCAGAUAAGAACCACAUCAAAUGGUCCUCGCCCUACCUGGAGUGUGAGAAUGGGAAUUACAAACCUGGAUGGCUAGUGACUCUGUCAGCAGCUUUUUAUGGGCUGCAGCCAAACCUUCUCCCCGAAUUCAGAGGUGUUGUCAAAGUUGACAUAAAUCUGCAGAAAGUGGAUAUUGACCAGUGUUCAAGUGAGGGAUGGUUUUCAGGAACUCACAAAUGCCAUCUCAACAAUUCCGAGUGCAUGCCAAUUAAAGGCCUUGGAUUUGUGCUUGGAGCCUACAAAUGCAUUUGCAAGGCUGGAUUCUAUCAUCCCAACAUCUUUUCAGUGAACAGCUUUCAGAAGAAAGAUACAGAUAAUCACUUCUCUGGAGGCAAGAUAUCUGAGGAAGUCUACACCUGCCUACCCUGCAGGGAAGGAUGUUCUUACUGUACAGAUGAUACUCCCUGCUAUGCACAGGAGGACAAGUAUUUACGGCUUGCUAUCAUCUCAUUCCAAACAUUCUGUAUGCUGUUGGACUUCAUAAGCAUGCUGAUAGUCUACCAUUUUCGCAAGGCAAAGAGCAUCAGGGCUUCAGGCCUGAUUCUUUUGGAAACAAUCCUAUUUGGAUCACUCCUCCUGUAUUUCCCGGUUAUCAUUUUGUAUUUUGAGCCAAGCAUAUUUCGCUGUAUUCUCCUAAGAUGGGUUCGUCUUCUGGGCUUUACUACUGUUUAUGGAACUGUGACACUCAAGCUUCACAGAGUUUUGAAGGUAUUCCUGUCCCAAACUGCUCAACGUAUUCCAUACAUGACAGGCGGCCGAGUGAUGAGGAUGCUGGCUGUAAUUCUCCUGAUAGUCUUUUGGUUCUUGAUCGGCUGGACUUCUGCAGUCUGCCAAAACUUGGAGAGAAAUAUUUCACUCAUUGGCCAGGGGCAAACAUCAGACCACCUGAUCUUCAAUAUGUGCCUCCUGAGCCGCUGGGAUUACAUGAUGGCUGUUGCUGAAUUUUUAUUCCUCUUGUGGGGUGUUUAUCUCUGCUAUGCAGUGCGGACAGUCCCAUCAGCAUUUCAUGAGCCACGUUAUAUGACUGUUGCAGUUCACAAUGAGCUCAUUAUCUCUGCUAUAUUCCAUAUAAUUAGAUUUAGUCUUGCCUCAAGACUUCAGUCCGAUUGGAUGCUAAUGUUGUACUUUGCACACACGCACUUGACUGUGACAGUUACCAUUGGGUUACUUCUGGUACCUAAGUUUUCACUCUCAAGCAAUAACCCAAGAGAUGACAUAGCCACUGAAGCUUAUGAAGAUGAACUUGACAUGGGUCGCUCCGGGUCCUACCUAAACAGCAGUAUCAAUUCAGCUUGGAGUGAGCAUAGUUUGGACCCUGAGGACAUUAGGGAUGAGUUGAAGAAACUGUAUGCCCAGCUUGAAAUCUACAAAAGGAAAAAGAUGAUUGCUAAUAACCCACAUCUCCAGAAAAAGAGGUGCUCUAAGAAAGGCUUGGGUCGCUCAAUAAUGAGACGGAUUACUGAAAUCCCUGAGACAGUCACCAGGCAGUGCUCCAGGGAUGAGAAGGACCUUAUGGACCACAGUGCGACAAAGAACACUGCUGUCAUGAGAAAAAACCCACAGGAUUCCACAAGUUAUGAAAAGCCAAAGGAGGAGUCUUUGAAAAACAGAGUCUUUUCAUUAAAAAAGUCCCACAGCACUUAUGAUCAUGUUAGAGAUCAAACAGAAGAGUCUAAUAGCUUAACCACAGAAAGUGCUGAAGUUAUAACUGCUGAUAAUUCACUGCUGGAUUCCUUGACAGGGAAAAAAUUAACAAAAAAAUCUGCAGAAAAAGUUGAAGCUGUGUCCACUGAAUCUGUCCCCUUAGUAUGCAAAUCAGUAAGUGCACACAACUUAAGUGCAGAUAAGAAGCCUCUGCAUCCAAGAACAUCUGUGUUACAAAAAUCUCUCAGUGUUAUUGCUAGUGCCAAGGAAAAGACUCUAGGAUUAACCGGGAAAACACAGAGCCUAGAAGAAAGCAGUAAAUCCCAUAAAUUGCAGCAAAAGGGUAAAGAGGCCAGCAAAAAACACUCAGCCAGUGAUAAAGGGGAACAUAAAGAUUCACAUCGGAAAAACUCUACUCACACUGAGGAAACAAGGAAACCCCAUAAAUCUGGAAUUAUGAAACAACAAAGGGUUAGUCAGAUAAUUGCAAAUCCUGAUGCAGGCACAGGCAAGUCACUGCUUAAGGACAAUUUUGACAUAGCAGAAAUUUGUCCCUGGGAGAUUUACGACCAAACUCCUGAUACUGUGCCUUCUGAAUCGAAAGUUCAAAAACAUGUGUCUAUUGCUUCCUUAGAAAUGGAGAAAAAUCAUACUUCCCAGCCAAAGGGCAAAUCCCAUCACAAGCUUAAGACAGCUGAAGGAUAUCAGCAAUCAGAUCAAAAGUCCUUAGAGAAGUCAGAAACAUGCACUCCGGAGGCCCAAGAGCAGCAUGUUUUUGAAGAUGAGAAAAAACAUUUAAAUUCCAACUCUCAGGUCGCCCCUGGGUUUAAGAGUGAAAAUGUUAAUAAAUAUUAUGCAGCAAAUAUUUGUGCUGAAGAAUCUGAGAAAUUGCCUAAAAAAGGUGCAGUGCAAACAGCUGAAAGGGAAAAUCUCAAUAAUUUGGGAGAACAGAAAAAAAAUACAUCCUCCUUGCUUUCUUCUGACUCCUACAGAUCGAGUAGUAACUUACAGCAAGCUUUAGCAUCUAGAGCUGAAGUCUGUCCAUGGGAGUUUGAAACACCAGAUUUACCAAAUGCAGAAAGAUGUGUAUCUUUAUCAAACACAUCUGCUUUAGGUGCAAAUAAAACAGCAACACCUCAAAAAUAGAGGAUUUAGACUGAAAAGAGUAGCAGCACCAGGAAGAAAGACUACAGGAAGAAGGAAAGUGAGAGGGGACUAGGCCAAGAGGAUCUAAAAAUUCCUAAGGAGUAUCACUUAACUGAAGGUAUCAGGACAUGUAAAAGUAGGAAAUAAGCAAAAUAAAUUAUUAUUAUUUUAUUUAUUUCUUGAGUGCCAACAAUGUGAUCAAUGGUGUGCAAACCAUGGCAGGGAUAUGGUACCUGCACUAAGUAGUUUACAGUCUAAACAUACAGACACCUGCCUUCGCAAAACCAUUUCUCCCUUACAAACAGAAAAAAAGUAAAUGGCUGUAACAAUGAAACAAAUUCCAACUGAAUUGUUCCUGAAUUCCCCAAACUGGGCAAAACUUGCCCUUGGGACUUUAAAGAUCCAAUAAAAGUAUGGCAUGGAAAAUGUCUUGAUGGCAAAAUUGGGUAUAAAUGAGCAGCCUCCUGAAAAGAUGACUUUUUACUUUCCAUAUUUAACCUUGAAAGCACUGCUAACUUAAUGCAUCCCAAAAAUACAUUUUCUAUAAUGGUUGCUCUCAUUUUCUUAUACAUGUAUGUUUAAGUGCAUUGUUGUGUCUCAUAUUAAAGCAUUCCAGAUUGUAUACAUUUUACAAAUAACUUUGAUAUCAUGUGACACAACAACACAUUUAUGCAAUCUGCGGAUACUCUAUUGUUACUGCAGCUUACAAUACCUGCUAUAGACUUUUGUUUAUUUACCAAUUACAGUAAGCUUUCACUGGCUUUGAAAGCCAUAACUUGUAUGGAAAAACAUUUUGGAUUUUGUUGUGAUUUAUAUUGUGAAUUUUCUGUUCUACUCUCUAUUAUUUAAAAUUAUAGUUUGAUACUAUAUUAUCCAGGGUUUUUAUACAAGGUAAGUUAUUUAUUUGGCACUUCUUUGUUAGCAAUCAUAGACUUUAUUACUGGAGAGCAAGUCAUCUGUUUAGCUGUGUAUUUGGAUAAGUUCAAGGACAACUUAUCUGUUGUUUGUUACAAGUUUGACAAAUAUCAUUUCUCAAUACAGAAUUCCUGCUUUAAUCACCCAUCAUCAGUAUAUGUCUCAGUAUUCCAUAAUGAGCAUAUUCUGAUGAAGGAAAAGAACAAAGAUGACAAAAUACUUUUAGGAAUUAUGGUCUGUUUCACUAGCAACACACAGCUAAGGGAAAUACCUUAGAUUGUUUAGCGCUGAUGUGUUUCCUUCUGGUGAACUUCCAAGAACUGACUCUUUAAACAUUAAAAAAAAGAGAGAGAAAGAGAGAUUAACCCUAAUACAACACAUUUUCCCCCUAAAAUGCAAUCAGUAGAUAAAAAGAGAAGAAGAGGAUGGGGCAUUGCAAUCCUUCCUCUAAAAAUGUUUUAUGUUACACAGGAGUAACAUUUAUAACAUCAUAUGUUAAACACAAUUAAUCCCCAGUAACAACUAAGGCCCUGAUCCUGCAAAGGCUCACAUGUGUUUAACUUUAUAUAGUCAGAACAAUCAGUUGAAGUCAAUGAGAUUUAUACAUGAAUAAAUCUUGGCAUGGUCAGGACUUAAGAGGUAUUGUAGAAGCUACAAGGACUAAUAAAUAAAGUCAGUACUAGUAGACGAGGUGCCACCUUGGCUCAUUUCAAUCUAGGACUUGUCGUGUACUGUUGGUAUUAAUGCCAGCUCUGUGCGUGGAGAUGUGUAUUACCCCAAAAUAAAGGCAAUUCCAGGUCUCCUGAAGAGUUUUCAGAUUGAGAGAGAUGAUAGAGUUCACUGGGAAAGCCAGAAACAAGGAUAACUUAAUGCUGUGUUGUUCAAUAUAUGUGUGUGUGUACUAUGUACCCGAUACAUACAGAAUAGAUAUAUUUAAUGCAUAUGUAGACACACAUAUGUAAUAUAAACUGACUUCUCCUGGGCCUCAUAGAAAUGAGGUUUGUAAGAGACUUGGGCAAACUGAAAUGAGGAGGGCAUUUCCUCUUCUUUGCAGAGUUGUAGGCAAAGGAUUGAGCUGUGAAAAGGGAGGCUGAGAGACGGCCUCACCUCCAGCACUGGAGAAGCAUUAUAAUUAGAGUGUGCGUGCACAGAUUCUCUCUGUCCUCCCCAUCCCACAAAUGUUAUCCAGAGCCUGAGCUGAAGCUCAUUGAAGUCAAUGAGAGUCUGUCUGUUGAUGUCAAUGGGAUUAGGAUCAGGCCUCUGGUUAGCAAACCCAAUUUCUUCUAGGUGAUAUGUGGGCUUCAUUCUGCCAUUGCGUAGAUCUCAGGGUACCACCAAGCAGAUAGAGACCACCCAGAGCAUGCUGAGCCCCUGCUGGAGAGACCAAAUCCCAUCCAUGUGCCAGAAUCUGCCUAUGUAGCAAAGGAUGCCCCUAUUGAUAAGCAGAGGAACACAUGGCAGAGAUGGGAUUCUAUAUGGAGUCAUCUCUCAUCAGGCUGAGGAAAGGACGUCAGAGCCUGGCUAGUUUUCCGACAAGCCCUUUCUCCAUCAGAGCUGUCUGUGUUUGGGGCCAGGAUGCUUGCGGUGCAGCUCACUCACUGCCAUGGCCCUUUCUGCAUGAUGAAAUCCACACUUGCAGCUAGUGUGCACAGGGUAGGUAAUAGGGUGGGGGUAUCUUCUGCAUUUAUCCACCAUCUCCCGGAUCUCGUGUCCUCCGGGGUGUGAUGCCAUAUCAUGAUUUCACUAGUCACUAUGCUCCUUCUGCCCUCUGUGCACUCCGAUGGCACUGAGUGUGAAUGGACUGCCUCUGCAAUGCGUCAGUCAUGUUUGGGUAGCUCUCCAAACCAGGCCAGCUGGAGAUCCACAUGUGAUCCACGCAGUAGUGCUACCUGUUACACCACAGGCAAGAUCAAGCCCUGUGUGUGUUACUGUAUUUGUGCCAGUGCUGAUUGCUUUUCCUUAGGAUAGCUUAUAUGGGAAAAAAUCAUUAGCACCGAAGAAGAGGGCUAGAUCCAUAAGAGGUAUAUAUUGACAUAUCUCUGUUGAAGUCACUGGCAUAACAAUGACUGUCUGACCCAGAAUGGAUAUUUUAGUUUUACAUUUGUUUCUGAUACACAGAAUGUUCCCUCUCUUUUAAAACAUUCUCCAUGUGGAUUUUAGGUUUGCUCAAAUCAUGUACUUUAAGGCUGGUAAAACUGGAGAAUUUGUUUUAAAAGCAAUUACACUAAUUAAGGAUUGAUUUCCCUGGCACAUGCAGUAACGGAUAUUUGGGUUUCUUAUCUGUUGAUACUUUUGAUUCUUUCAACACUUUAUAAAACAAGGGGGCCAAAUUUCACUGAGCUGUUAUAUUUCACUAUGGUCCUGCUAGAAAUGUUGCUUAACGACGGCAAACUGAGUUAAACCAACAUGAUUUUCUAUCUUCCAUACAUUUUUCUCCACCAGCAUAUGUUAGCUAGAUUGCUUAGUUGUCUUUUUCUGGAGUUCCAUUAUCAUUAUUCAGCCAAGAGAAAUGCAACUCUAGAAUUAAGAUGUUUUCUAGCAGAUCUGUUAAGAAGAAAGAUAAUAAUCGCUCAGGUCACAAACAUUUGCUAGGUUGUCCUUCUCAAAUGCAUGUGCAAGCUGCAUCUCCUUUUUUUCUGAACUAUGGCUCAUAAAUAAUUAGAUUUAACCAAUCUUAAUCUACUUGUAUAUUUUAUGAAGGAAUUAUAUGCUUAAAAAUACAGAUAAUUAUUCACCCAUCAGCUUCGGUGGCAUUACAGAUAUGAAAACAGAUAGCACUUUUAUAUUUGCUCUCCUUAGGCUUUUGCAUGCAUUUGAUGACUGGCCCGCCUGAGAACACACUGCCUUUUCACUUUUAACAUUUUAGCUACUCAGAAUUGUAGAGUAAAUAAAGUGGUAAGUCUAUUCACUUUAUUCAGUAAUUCUUAUAAGACUAUUAUCUGGCAAUCUACAGUAUCCACCAUGAAAUAUUUGAUAGAUUUAUGUUGUAAUGUGUCACAGCAUGUAAAUAAUGUAACUUC
Messenger RNA from Pelodiscus sinensis (Chinese soft-shelled turtle), 7505 nucleotides. RefSeq names its product G protein-coupled receptor 158 (gene GPR158). Gene Ontology annotation, molecular function: G protein-coupled receptor activity. Gene Ontology annotation, biological process: G protein-coupled receptor signaling pathway. Gene Ontology annotation, cellular component: membrane. The record is from RefSeq and is a predicted model, not a curated record. NCBI's taxonomy places the organism in Eukaryota, Metazoa, Chordata, Testudines, Trionychidae.